Messenger RNA from Volvox carteri f. nagariensis, 1161 nucleotides. RefSeq lists its product as uncharacterized. Gene Ontology annotation, cellular component: membrane. The transcript has 12 exons. The record is from RefSeq and is a predicted model, not a curated record. Lineage: Eukaryota; Viridiplantae; Chlorophyta; Chlorophyceae; Chlamydomonadales; Volvocaceae. Bases 1 to 1161 code for a protein of 386 amino acids. Gene Ontology annotation, molecular function: serine-type endopeptidase activity. Gene Ontology annotation, biological process: proteolysis.
AUGACUCAAGCAACAGAAGGCCCCUGCCUUAGACUAUGGAGUAGGUCUCAAACACAGGCUAACCAGGCUGCCUUAGCUGUUCAAGCACAGGAAACUUAUCGAAUGCAAAUUGAGGAGAAGGCACGUAAUCGCCUGCGGCGGCACCAGCGUGUUUUCACCUGGAUGUACAACAUACUCGCAGUUGGCGAGCUCGUGUACUUCAUAGUCGGGCUGUACGUAGUGGCGGACCUGCAGGACAAUCCGUUGCUGGGGCCCGGGCAGGAUGGUAUCUUAAAAAUGGGAGGCACCUACACGCAACGCAUCAUCAACCGGCACCAGUACUGGCGCCUCAUCACCUCACUCUUCCAUAACGCAGGUGCCAUCCACUUGACUGCCAAUAUGGGAAUGGUUUGGACGUUUGGUCAUUUCCUGGUUCGGGAGAUCAGUCCCUGGCUGGUUGCGAUGAUGUACGUCACCGCGGGUCUUUCCGGGCUGAUGGUGUCGGUGAAUGUGGGGGCGCAGCACUCCACCGCGGGGGCCUCCAUUCCGUCAUUCGCACUGGCGGGCGCUGCCACAGCCAUGCUCCUGUACCGGUGGCGGCGCUUCACCUGCCACGGCGUCUCGGCGGCGGCCGUGGCCUUCAUCGUGGCAGCCAAUGCCUUCAUCGGCGCCACACCCUUCGUAGACAACAGCGGGAAUACCGCUGGGUUUGUAUUCGGAGGGGUGAUAUGCAUGGGCGUCAUGAUGAAAACGGACACCAAGCUAGGCGCUGUGGCGGUGUACACCAUCGCCGUGUUGGCGGUGGCGGUGCUGCUGGCCGCCAUUGUUGCCGGUUUGGCCGGUCUGCAGCUGGGGACUCCCAUUGCCGGGUGCUGCAAUGCGUGGGUGUGCACCCCCAGCCCCUGGUGGGACUGUAACUCGAGUCGGAUCUGGCCCCGCUCCUGCACCCUCACCAGCUACAGCAACACCACAUCCAUACUCACAUGUCCGCAGGGCAACACAGUCGAUGUCAGCGUGGACGCGGAUGCCGGCGCGGAUGUCAUCCAGAUCAUUUGCGACACGCUCUGCGCCAGCGGACCCAGCAGUGGCUAUCUAGGGUCUUUUCACUGUUAUACCUCGAGGGCGCAGGGCCAGGCCUUCGUGUGCGGUUCUCAGGCGACGGACGAGAGCGGGCUAAUGUGA